This is a messenger RNA of Hevea brasiliensis (rubber tree), 2702 nucleotides long. RefSeq names its product protein ETHYLENE INSENSITIVE 3. Gene Ontology annotation, molecular function: DNA-binding transcription factor activity; DNA binding. Gene Ontology annotation, cellular component: nucleus. The transcript is spliced from 2 exons. The record is from RefSeq and is a predicted model, not a curated record. Bases 425 to 2287 code for a protein of 620 amino acids. NCBI's taxonomy places the organism in Eukaryota, Viridiplantae, Streptophyta, Magnoliopsida, Malpighiales, Euphorbiaceae.
UGCUUGGAUUGGAUUAACAUCCAAGAAACUCUCUCUCCCUCUCUCUCUCUCUCUCUCUCUCCCUCCCUCUCUCUCUCUCUCUCAUGGUUUCUUGGGUUUAGGUGCUUUAUUCCUCAAGAACCUGACCCCCACCGCCCUCUUACACAGUUACCCGGAAUUCUCCAUCUCUUUUAUCCAUCAAACACCCAUAGCAAAGGAGGAUACCUUACCUGGGUAGUUCUCUUCUCUCUCUCUCUCUCUCUCUCUCUCUCUCUCGAGCCGUAGAAAGAAAAGUCUGUUUUGCAGGAUUGACCUGGAAUCUCUGCCUUAGGAAAGGAAAAGUCCCUUAGAUUUCCAGGUUUGAAAAUACGGGCGAUGCGAUAAGACUGAUUGAGGCGUUGAAGUUUGAGGGUUCAGGGCCGCUUGAUAUCCCUACAGGUUAAAGAUGAUGAUGUUUGAUGAGAUGGGAUUUUGUGGUGACAUGGAUUUCUUUUCUGCUCCUCUUGGGGAAGAUGGGGCUGCUCCACAAGCUGAGCCAGAGCCUACGGUGGAGGACGAUUAUAGCGAUGAGGAGAUUGAUGUUGAUGAGCUUGAGCGUAGGAUGUGGAGGGACAAGAUGCGCCUCAAAAGGCUGAAAGAGCAGAACAAGAGUAAGGAAGGUGUCGACAUUGCUAAGCAGCGGCAGUCCCAGGAGCAGGCUAGGAGGAAGAAGAUGUCAAGGGCUCAAGAUGGUAUCUUAAAAUAUAUGUUGAAGAUGAUGGAAGUUUGUAAAGCUCAGGGUUUUGUUUAUGGGAUUAUCCCAGAGAAGGGGAAGCCAGUGACUGGGGCAUCAGAUAAUCUUCGAGAGUGGUGGAAGGAUAAAGUAAGGUUUGAUCGAAAUGGUCCGGCUGCCAUAGCGAAGUACCAAGCAGACAAUUCGAUCCCUGGCAAAAAUGAGGGUUGUAAUUCAAUUGGUCCAACUCCACAUACCUUGCAGGAGCUUCAAGAUACAACUCUGGGUUCGCUCUUAUCAGCACUGAUGCAGCACUGUGACCCUCCUCAGAGGCGGUUUCCUCUAGAGAAAGGCGUUCCUCCGCCAUGGUGGCCUACUGGAAAUGAAGAGUGGUGGCCUCAACUGGGCUUACCCAAGGAUCAGGGCCCUCCACCUUACAAGAAGCCUCAUGACUUGAAAAAGGCUUGGAAGGUGGGGGUUCUCACUGCAGUCAUUAAGCAUAUGUCUCCUGACAUUGCUAAGAUUCGCAAGCUUGUGAGACAGUCAAAGUGUUUGCAGGACAAGAUGACAGCCAAGGAAAGUGCUACCUGGCUUGCAAUUAUCAACCAAGAGGAGGCAUUGGCCCGAGAGCUUUACCCUGAUUCCUGUCCACCACUGUCAUCAGGAGGGAGUGGGUCUUUGGUCAUUCAUGAUUGCAGUGAGUACGAUGUUGACGGGGUUGAAGAUGAGCCGAAUUUUGAUGUGCAGGAGUGCAAACCUGAGAAUCUCAGUUCUUCCAGUAUGGGUAUGGAUAGGAUGAGGGAAAGGAUGCCACUACGACAACCUUAUCCAAUUAAGGGGGAAAUUAUUACCAAUGUUGAUUUUAUUAGAAAGAGAAAACCGUCCAGUGAUAUGAACGUGAUAGUGGAUCAGAAGAUAUAUACUUGUGAGUUUGUUCAAUGUCCUUACAGCCAACUUCGACUGGCUUUCCAUGACAGGACUUCUAGGGACAAUCAUCAAUUAACUUGUCCAUACAGAAGCUCUUCUCUAGAGUUUGCAGGAUCGAAUUUUCAUGUUAAUGAAGUGAAGCCUAUGAUUUUUUCUCAACCCUGUGCUCAGCCGAAGCCAGCUGUCCCGAUGGUGAACUCGGCUUCACCUGCCUUUGAUCUAUCAGGAGUUCCGGAAGAUGGGCAAAAGAUGAUCAAUGAGCUCAUGUCAAUCUAUGACACGAACAUCCAAGGAAACAAGAACGCAAGUUCUGGCAACAAUGGAGUAGCUGAAUGUCACAAUAUUUUCCAGCAGAAAAUUCAUCAUCAGCCGGACAAUUACUUCCGAGGUCAAGGCAAUAUGAUGGAGGGAACUAUCUUCGAGGAAUCAAACAUCCACAGUAACCAUCAAAUGUUUUCACAGGAUGGUUGUCAAUUCGACAGGUUUAAAUCUUUGAAUCCUGCAUUUGAGAGCAAUCAGCACAGCAACAACCAUAACAAUAACAGCAACAGCUUCAAUCUGAUGUUUGGCUCUCCAUUCGAUUUAUCUUCAUUUGAUUACAAAGAGGACUUGCAGGGCUUAGCAAUGGAUUCUCUGCCAAAGCAGCAGGAUGUUUCAGGCUGGUUCUAAUGAAAAAUUGCAAGCACUCUGCAAGAACGCUUGUGUUCUUUAGGGAUGGACCUAUCGUACUUGUAGGCUUUGCAAACCAGUGAAAGCUUUCCCUGGCUAAGAACUGAUAUCAGUUGCUGUAUUUCCCUUGUCUUGUAGGUCUAGAACUGGUUACAUAGUUAAAGCAGGGGCAUGAAAUGGGCUAAUAAAGAAAUCAGCAAGACCCAUAGAAAUACCCUUUGCUGUUGAUUACUAUACAUAAUAUGACUGUGAAAUAAAUAAGUUUUAGCUAUGUUUUGUGGGUUGGGAGGGUUGUGUUUUGUUUUAUCAGAUCAACCAUUGUGGUUUAGAAGCUGAUAGGAGAUGUUUCUGUUAAAUUUUCUUGUAAUGGUAAAUGUCUGGUUGUUGUUGAAUGGAAAGGGUGUCUUUUUGUGAA